AUGUCCGCCGUCUACGACACCCUCGCUGUGAUCCGGCCGCCGCGCGCAGAGUACGAGCCUGAGGCGCUCGGGCCGGCAGAGUUUUCCUACGCCGGCGCCGAGGCGCUCGAGCCGCCGGCGCCGCAAGCCUCUAACUAUUUUUCUCUGAUACUGUCCAAGCCUAAAGACGCACGCCGGCGAAGCACCAUCAAGCUGCUGUACGGCCCCGGCAUCGCCUUCCCAGGCUUAGCUAGACUGAGAGAUAUUGAAGUAGAUAUUGUGCACAUGAUGACACUGAACCUCCCAGAGCUCGUCCCGAGCACCGGGACGCGGUCGGGCGAUCUGAGGCCCAACUAG
Molecule: messenger RNA, 336 nt
Organism: Emiliania huxleyi CCMP1516
Lineage: Eukaryota; Haptophyta; Isochrysidales; Noelaerhabdaceae
Exons: 5
Coding region: 1-336 (111 amino acids)
Source: RefSeq, a predicted model, not a curated record